Molecule: messenger RNA, 2211 nt
Organism: Perkinsus marinus ATCC 50983
Lineage: Eukaryota; Perkinsozoa; Perkinsida; Perkinsidae
Product: ATP-dependent RNA helicase, putative
Exons: 3
Coding region: 1-2211 (736 amino acids)
Cellular component (GO): intracellular anatomical structure
Molecular function (GO): RNA binding
Source: RefSeq, a predicted model, not a curated record
AUGGGGGAUGACCUCGACAGAUCUGAGAGACAUGGUUUGUCCAAGGCAGUGUUUUCGGAGGAGUCCCCGAAGGAUCUGGUGAUAGAGCAAAUAUUCGAUCCACUGAGAGAGCUAUUGAGGCGGAGCGAUGUAGUGGGCAUACAGGCCUCUACUGGAUCGGGCAAGACCACUCAAAUCCUCGUCACACAGCCUCGGCGGAUGGCGACUCUAUCAGUGGCGAUGANNNNCUCGCCGGCCUUGGAGCCCCGCCGGAUACCCACAGAGUUGAUCGAGAGUUUGCUCAUGUGGAUAAUCGAUGACUGGACCGACAAGAUGGAGGCAAUGUACCACCCUGAGGAGGAGGAGAACGAGAAACGGUAUUGUGCGGUGCUCAUUUUCUUGCCGGGUAUGGGCUCUAUCUCGAAACUCAUGAGGUAUCUUUUAAAAUCUUCGCCGUGCGCUGAGACCUUCAGACAACACUACUUGUUCAUACCCUUCCAUAGGGUCACUGCAGGGCAGCAUGCAAGUCGGCUUUUCAAGCGGCUGGAGAGUGUUGAUGGCCCUAGGAUAAAGUGCGUGCUGGCGACUAAUGUUGCCGAAACAAGUUUGACCAUCCCCGACUUGAGAUACGUUAUAGACUGCUGUCGGCAGAAGGUGAAGAAGAGCAAGAACUACUUGGAAGUGUGGUGGGCUGGCAAAUUCAACUGUCUUCAGCGUAGGGGCCGCACUGGACGUACGUGUAGCGGUACUUGCUUCCACUUGAUUCCAGAGAAGAUGUUCCAUUUUGGUCUACCAGAGCAGCUCGAGCCGAAUAUAGCACGAGAGCCUCUGGAGGGUAUUCUGCUGCAGUCACUCUGCCUCUCGAAUGGUCGCCUUAUCAGAGGUCUCGAUGAGCUCCUCACUUUCUAUAAGAACCUCCCACACGACCCUGAGACCCGUCGUGUGGUCCUGUCAGCGUCAAUGCUGAGAGAAGCCGGGGCUCUCGAUAAGGCGGGUAAUAUAACAAAUAGAGGUCGUAUAUUGGCAAGGCUACCACUUGAUGCCACCCAAGGUUGUGGACUACUCUGUGCAAGUGUAAUGUACAAUACCGGUUCCUACGGUGAUGCUGUUGGCUUCUGGUUGGCCGUCACGUUGAUCCUUAUGUCUUCUCACUAUGACAUUUACUUUGGCACUGAUUCAGAAGUUUUGGAUGGCGAUGAAGUCGCCGGCGAUGCCUCGGAUGAUAGUAUGUCCUCUGGGCCGCCGAAGAGGAAGCUCCUACCGAUCGAGGCGGCCACUGAGGUCCACCUCGGCGUUGAUGGUCAGGAGGCUCGUCGGGAGGCUAUUCUUAGCGAUCACUUCCAGAAGCUUGUAUUCGAGAUCGAGUGGGAGCAGAAGUGGAUUCGUGAGGGCCAUCGCGCUGCCAAGGCGUUUGCCAAACAUCGUCAUCUGAGGCACAGUGCCUUGUCGAGCUUGUGGACCGAGCGGGACUUCCUUUUCCAGUGGCUAGAGAAGAAUGGUCUGACUCCAAAGAAGCACUUUGAGUGGGUGAACGGUACCAAGGAGGUCAUUAUACGGGAAGGAUGGAACCCUAUGGAACUUGUGCUGCAACAAGUGCCUGGGCUUGAGAUGGUCUUGGCAGCAGUAGUGGGAUCUGACAUAUGUCAGUCAGAUGAAGCAGGAGGGAUGAGGACCAUGGACCCACCAUAUGAGGUCGGUCAAAUGGGGUAUAGUAUCAAGCUCAGACCUGCGGACACUUCUGUGAUACACCUCUACCCACAGUUGAGCCCCGACCACCAAGGUUACCAGUACCUGCAGAUCUUCGUUUACUCGGGUAGAUCUGACAGUAUGUGGUAUGGCAAAGACGACAGCCGAGGUCGCAUAGGCUGCCUUACUCCGAUGCUUCCAGCUACGUUGGUAGUGGCAUCGACGGCUAAGAUGCGUUACUGUCCGGGUGCUGGCCUCUAUAUUAGUGAUAAGGCAUUGAUGAGCGAUUGUGAGGCGUUGGAGAUCCUAUGGGAUGUUAGGCUCAUCCUCCGAGAGGCUAUGGAUAUGGUAGCUGAGCAGUGGUUGGAUAUUCUGGGGUACGGUCCGAGGAGGAGUAGGAGGAGAGCAGCAGCAGUAGCAAGGGCUGCUGAUACUGAGCAAAUUGAUAGGGCUCGAAGGAUGGCUCUGGCUAUUGGUAAUGAAAAAUCUUAUGCAUACAACAGCAGUCUUGCUAUACAUAACUGGUAUCAGGAUGUACAGGUUUAG